This is a messenger RNA of Panicum virgatum (switchgrass), 902 nucleotides long. Its product is annotated as DNA-directed RNA polymerases II, IV and V subunit 6A-like. The record is from RefSeq and is a predicted model, not a curated record. The coding region runs from base 113 to 544 and encodes 143 amino acids. Gene Ontology annotation, cellular component: RNA polymerase III complex; RNA polymerase II, core complex; RNA polymerase I complex. Gene Ontology annotation, molecular function: DNA-directed RNA polymerase activity; DNA binding. Gene Ontology annotation, biological process: DNA-templated transcription. The transcript is spliced from 6 exons. Lineage: Eukaryota; Viridiplantae; Streptophyta; Magnoliopsida; Poales; Poaceae.
CCUCGACUCCCAAGUCCAACCAAACCGCAGUCCGCCUUCCCUCGCGCCGCGCCUUACCCUCCCACUCGCGCCACAAGCCCCACAGAGCAGGCGACCCCGGCGGGCGGCGGCGAUGGCGGACGACGACUACAACGACAUGGACAUGGGGUAUGAGGAUGAGCCCCCAGAACCAGAGAUUGAGGAGGGGGCUGAGGAGGAGCUUGAGAACAACAAUGAGGACGCUCCUGAUGAUGUGGUAGGGGCAGAAGUUGAAGACAAGGAACAAGAAAAGAAGGCACGCGAGCGGAAAACAUCGAAGUAUAUGACAAAGUAUGAGCGUGCACGCAUUCUUGGUACACGUGCUUUGCAGAUUAGCAUGAAUGCUCCAGUUAUGGUCGAGCUUGAAGGGGAAACUGAUCCUCUUGAGAUUGCCAUGAAAGAACUGAGGGCACGCAAGAUCCCAUUCACAAUCAGGCGAUAUUUACCAGAUGGAAGCUACGAGGAUUGGGGUGUUGAUGAACUCAUCGUGGAGGACUCCUGGAAACGUCAAGUCGGUGGGGACUAAUGCAGAGUGCUUGCUUGACAUGCAAAUCUAAUAUCCGGGAGUGAAGGUUAUACCUAGCGCUGAGUUGUGUGGCUGCAGCGAUGGACUGUCCUGCAACUGUAAUGCGACCUUAUUGUGUGGUGCCCUUGUCCUGGUACUGUCCAUUUUUAUGGUUCCAUACUUCCAUCGGUCCUUUGGAGUUAGGAGUUAGGGGCUAUUGCGUUCUUGCCCCUGUUUUGAAAUCCAAUUGUGAUUUUAUCUUUACUUUCUUUCACUUUGCAUUUUUACCCUUGCUGUUUGGAAACGAAGCUUUAUCUUACCCCUACUCCAUGAAUAGCACAUAAUAGUGUCAAAGAAGAUAAUUUUGGCUUUGCGAAUA